Daldinia childiae is the source of this 870-nucleotide messenger RNA. RefSeq lists its product as uncharacterized. The coding region runs from base 1 to 870 and encodes 289 amino acids. The transcript has 4 exons. The record is from RefSeq and is a predicted model, not a curated record. Lineage: Eukaryota; Fungi; Ascomycota; Sordariomycetes; Xylariales; Hypoxylaceae. Gene Ontology annotation, biological process: mycotoxin biosynthetic process.
AUGGAUUUCAAGUCAAAGGAAGCAACAUAUGAGCCACUGGUCUCAGAUGAGGCGCGGUUCUCACAGAGUUCCGAUAGUCUUGAGAGCCAAGAGGGCAAGCCUAUGUUAAGACGAAGCUUCCAGAGAUCUUCUCGCCUCACCUCCUGGGCCAAGGCAAGCGGUACUGUUCUAGCAGUUCUCAAUACUAUUCUUUUACUAAGUAUUAUUGCCGUACUAUCGCUUUCUAAACACGAAAAGGAAUGCUCGGAAGUCCAGUGUGCUGCUAAGACCUCAUACUAUUCCCCUCUUCUAGAAGAAGACGCUGGUGCUAUCGAAUAUGAAUUUCGCAGGUUUCAAGGUGCUCUUGAACACCGCAGCAUCUAUAAGGGGACACCUAACAAGGAGCUUGAUGCAGCAUGGGAAGAGAUUACGCACAUGAACAAUUCCGGUGUAAAUGGCGAGGUCAUAGACCGCAUCGGAAAGUCGCGUAUUUCAGUGAAGUAUCCCGAGUCUCAGGGCGGGCAAUAUGAUGUCGGUAUCGAGGUCUUCCACCAUUUGCACUGCCUGAACAUCCUCCGCCAGUAUACCUAUAAAGAAUACUAUUUUCGCCCCGAGAAUCGGCCAAAAAGUUUCACUGAUAGUGAGCCUGUUAUGCGCUUGCAUCUCGACCACUGCAUCGAAAUGCUACGUGAAGUUCUGAUAUGCCACGGUGAUGUUGGUAUCAUUACUUACAACUGGGUCCAACCAUGGGGACUUUACCCCGACUUUAGCACGUACCACAAGUGCCGCAGGCUCGACAAGAUUGUUGAUUGGGCUGAUAAGCAUGCAUUGCCAGCAGAGGACCCUGAGCCUGAUGAGAACACGGUAUGGCUCAAAGGACCACCGCAGUAA